GGUCAGUCGCACCGAGAAGCGACAAAUGCGCUUGUCUGAUUGGCCAUUGCGUAUUCGACUCUUUGACCUCUGCUCGUUAUCAAAUAUUAACUACAAAUCGGAAGUCGUUUCGUUUUAUUAGUUACUGUCGUUUACAAAGUUUUUCCGUUGCGGUUGUCGUCUGUAAACAACUACACAAAAGACCCAAAGAAGCUCUGAAAUAAUGUUAUAGUUGUUGCGAAUAAUAAACAUAUUAUUUUGCGUAUACAAUGGAGCUGCAAAUACCGACGGGACUCACGGACAUGUUGCAAGAAUUUACGGUAGUCGUCCUUCGUGAAAGACCCGAGGACAUUGUUGAUUUUGCCGCAAAUUAUUUCAAGCAGUUAAAGUUAAAAAAUCAGAAAAGUAGAAAUGUUAGUAGAGGGGUGACUUUCGGCUCAGAGGAAAAAGAGUCUGACCAAGAAGACGAAGAGGAACCAUUCGAACCACCAGCAAAUAGAUAUGCAAGAAGGCAAUCAGUUUCUGCCGAACCCCUUGCUCCAUCGGAUGAUGAAGAUGAUGAAGAAGACAAGGUUGUUUAUCCCAAGAGCGAUGAUCAGAGACAAAGGCUCAACGAAGCAGUUAAGAACAUUUUACUGUUUAAAAAUCUUGAAAAGGAAGAGCUGACAAGAGUUUUGGAUGCUAUGUUCGAAAAAAGAGUCACUUCUGGUGAUCAUGUAAUUGAUCAGGGUGAUGAUGGAGAUAACUUCUAUGUCGUUGAUAGCGGUACAUAUGAUAUAUUCGUAAAAAUAGAUGGAGCAGACAAACAUGUUGGCAGUUAUAAUGACAAAGGAAGUUUUGGUGAAUUAGCUCUCAUGUACAAUACUCCAAGAGCAGCAACAAUUGUAGCAACAUCUGAAGGCAUCCUCUGGGCCUUGGAUCGUGAGACUUUCAGAAAGAGUUUAAGAGCAGCUUCGAAGAAGAGGAAAGUGUAUGAAGCUCUGAUUGAAAAAGUUCCAAUGCUGUCCGAAAUCAACAUGAACGAAAAAAUGAAUUUAGCUGAUGCUUUAGAAUCAAAAACCUACGAAGAUGGCGAAUGUAUCAUCAAACAGGGCGAUGAGGCCGAGUACAUGUACUUUGUUGAACGAGGCGACACCUCUAUACGAAUACACCAGACGGGUGAAGAUAACGAAGUUGAGAUCGCAAAGUGUAAAGAGGGAGAUUACUUUGGAGAACUAGCAUUGGUUACACAUAAACCACGUGCGGCAUCUGUGUACGCUGUUGGUGAAGUGAGAUGUGCUGUCUUGGAAAUCCACGCGUUCGAACGGCUUCUUGGUCCAUGCAUGGACAUCAUGAAGAGAAACAUCUCAAACUACGAAGAGACUUUGAACAAACUGGGUAUUGAACACGACGAUUUGCGAUAAAUAUUGCGCAACAUCUAUAACCAACGCAAAAUUAUUGGUUAGCAUCGUCAUUGACACAUUGCCUACGGGGUGAAAGUUUUGUAACAAAAAAAUUGUUUUCAGUUUCAAAACUCGCUGCGUUUUGCGAGAGUUAGCAGUUGAUAUUUUAGAAAUUCGACGUUCGGCUAGCAAUUCUUGGUGCAUAUACAAGACGUUUUCGAAACUUACCAAUAGUUUCCAUUGAAAUUUUUAAUGUUUUAAAAGAUUUUAAGCCAUAGCUUUAUUUAUUAUAGUCCAGAGACAGUUGUCGUGUUUGGUAUAGGUCUCUAAAUAAAAUCUCACAAAGGUUUCAAAA
Molecule: messenger RNA, 1716 nt
Organism: Xenia sp. Carnegie-2017
Lineage: Eukaryota; Metazoa; Cnidaria; Anthozoa; Malacalcyonacea; Xeniidae
Product: cAMP-dependent protein kinase type II regulatory subunit-like
Biological process (GO): regulation of protein phosphorylation
Cellular component (GO): cAMP-dependent protein kinase complex
Molecular function (GO): cAMP-dependent protein kinase regulator activity
Source: RefSeq, a predicted model, not a curated record